AUGAAUCCAACUUCUUCACCUUUGCCACCAGGUUGGAUCUCUCAAUUUGACCCAAAUAGUCAAAAUUAUUAUUAUGUCUAUACGCCAACUGGUACUACUCAAUGGAAUCAUCCAAAUGAAUCCGUAGCUCCUCCCCCCGGACCACCAAUUCAUUCUUCUCCAACACCAACACAAAGUGCAUAUCCCCCCAGACCACCAAUUCAUUCUUCUCCAACACCAACACAAAGUGCAUAUCCUCCCGGACCACCAAUUCAUUCUUCUCCAACACCAACACAAAGUGCAUAUCCCCCCGGACCACCAAUUCAUUCUUCUCCAACACCAACACAAAGUGCAUAUCCGCCCAUGCCUGUAGCUACGCCAUAUCCACCAUCACAAUAUCCACCUCAACAACGACAACAACCAUCUAAUUAUCCACCAGCUUAUCCGCAACCUUCAAAUUAUCCUUCUGCAUAUCCACAACCUUCAAAUUAUCCGGCAACUACUCAUGCUCCUGAUUCAAAAAAAGGGGGAAUAGGAGGAUUUCCAGGUCAACAACAACAUAAACAUGAUAAACACGAUAAACAAGCAGAUAAAGGUCUUCUCAGUUCAGCAGCUUUAGGUUUAGUGGGUGGAGGUGCAUUAGGUCAUUUGGUGGGUAAAAAACAUAAACAUAAGAAACAUCAUAAAUUUAAAGGAUGGAAAGGGAAGGGAAAGAAAUUUAAGGGAUGGAAAAGGAAGGGAUUUAAGGGAUGGAAAUAA
This is a messenger RNA of Diversispora eburnea, 738 nucleotides long. The record is from the annotation of a GenBank genome assembly. Lineage: Eukaryota; Fungi; Glomeromycota; Glomeromycetes; Diversisporales; Diversisporaceae.